Molecule: messenger RNA, 1830 nt
Organism: Colletotrichum spaethianum
Lineage: Eukaryota; Fungi; Ascomycota; Sordariomycetes; Glomerellales; Glomerellaceae
Product: siderophore iron transporter 1
Exons: 1
Coding region: 1-1830 (609 amino acids)
Biological process (GO): intracellular iron ion homeostasis; transmembrane transport
Cellular component (GO): endosome; vacuolar membrane
Molecular function (GO): siderophore-iron transmembrane transporter activity
Source: RefSeq, a predicted model, not a curated record
AUGGGACUCUUUGGACGCAAGAAGGAGGCCGAGUCUCCAACCGAGGCCGCCUCGCCAGACGUUGAGACUUCUUCCCCCGAGAAGAAUGCUACCAUCACCAACAACGGACCCCCGGCCUACGAGCACUCCGGAGAUAUCAUCGGCGAGAAGUCGCCCGGUGUCGUGAGAAUCGAGGCUCUCACCGCCGCCAUCACUCGCACUGACCGCAUCUUCAUCUUCUUCGGCGUUUUCCUCGUCGCCUACGCCUACGGCCUCGACGGCACCCUCCGCUACGCGUACCAGCCCACGGCGACCAACAGCUACGCCACGCACUCCCUCCUCGCCACUGUGAACGUCCUCCGCUCUGUCAUCGCUGCUGCUGCCCAGCCCACCUCCGCCAAGAUUGCCGAUGUCUUCGGCCGUGUUGAGCUCAUCUGCGUCUCUGUGCUGUUUUACGUCGUUGGCACCAUCGUCGAGACCUGCGCAACCGAGGUCAAGGCAUUCGCCGCUGGCGCUGUCAUCUACCAGGUCGGCUACACCAUGAUCAUGCUGCUUGUUGAGGUCAUCAUCGCCGAUAUCACCUCGACCCGUGCUCGUCUGCUGUUCAGCUACAUCCCUGCGCUGCCGUUCAUCAUCAACACUUGGGUCAGCGGCAAUAUCUCGGCGUUGGUGUUGACCAACAGCACCUGGCAAUGGGGCAUUGGCAUGUGGUGUAUCAUCUACCCCGUCUGCGCCCUCCCCCUGAUUAUCAGUCUGUCCAUUGUCGGUCGUCGUGCCCGGAAGCAGGGCCUGCUCGACUCGUAUGCGUCGCCCUUCCGGAUGCUCGGCCCCAAGAAGUUUCUCUCCGAGCUUUUCUGGCAACUGGACGUCAUCGGCAUCGUCUUGGUCAUUGCCAUCUUCGCCUUGAUCUUGGUUCCCUUCACCAUUGCCGGCGGCUUCACUUCGUCUUGGCACGAGGCUCACAUCAUUGCGCCCCUCGUCAUUGGUAUCCUGUGCAUCCCUGUCUUCAUUCUGUGGGAGCGCAAGGCCAAGCACCCCCUGGUCCCCUUCUACUUGAUGAAGGAUCGCGGCAUUUUGGCCCCUCUGGGAAUCGCCUUGGGCUUGAACUGGGCAUGGUACAUGCAGGGAGACUACCUCUACACCGUCUGUCUCGUUGCCUUUGACUUCAGCGUCACGGAGGCCACCCGCAUCACGUCCUUAUACUCAUUCUGCAGUGUCAUUACUGGCUUCAUCCUUGGCUUCAUCGUAUUCAAGGUUCGCCGCCUCAAAUACUUCAUCAUUGCCGGUACCAUGCUUUUCAUGGUUGCAUUCGGUCUCUUGAUCCACUACCGUGGUUCUCCUUCCGGUCAGAGCGGCGUCAUCGGUGCUCAAGUCCUUCUUGGUAUUGCGGGUGGUAUGUUCCCGUACCCUGCGCAGGCCUCCCUCCAGACUAGUCUCAAGCACGAGCACCUCGCCAUCAUGACCGGCCUGUACCUUGCCACCUACAAUAUUGGCUCCGCCUUCGGUAACACCAUUUCCGGCGCCAUUUGGACGCAAGUUCUGCCCUCAACCCUUCAGGAGAACCUUGCGCAAUUCAACAACGAAACAUUGGCCACGUAUAUCUACGGUCAGCCUUUGUCUGCCAUUAUCGAUUAUCCCGUAGGCACGCCCGAGCGCGCGGCCAUCAUCGAGUCCUACAGGCAUGUGCAGCGACUGCUCACCAUCACAGGCAUCUGCCUGACGGUCCCUCUAAUCGCUUUUGCUUUCCUCCUGAGGAACCCCAAGUUGAACGACGAGCAGACGUUGGCUGUGGAGGAUAACAUUCCCGCCCGCAGCGGGGAGAAUAAUAACGAAGUGGCCACCAAGAUCUAA